GAGGGCAUGGAGGAGAUGCAGGGUGCCGUGGGGCUACGGUGCACCUGGGGCACGCAGGCACCCGCUGGGACCCAGGCCAAGUGGGUGAGGCUCAAUGUGGGGGGUACCGUUUUCCUCACCACCAGGCAGACCCUGUGCCGGGAGCAGAAAUCUUUCCUGUGUCGCUUGUGCCAGGGCGAGGAGCUGCAGUCGGACCGGGAUGAGACUGGUGCCUACCUCAUAGACCGGGACCCCACUUACUUUGGACCCAUCCUGAACUUCCUCCGUCACGGGAAGCUGGUUCUGGAUAAAGAUAUGGCUGAAGAGGGGGUCCUGGAGGAAGCUGAGUUCUAUAACAUUGGUCCUUUAAUUCGAAUCAUCAAGGAUCGACUGGAGGAGAAAAACUUCACAGUAACUCAGGUGCCUCCUAAGCAUGUCUACCGUGUGCUACAGUGCCAGGAAGAGGAGCUCACUCAGAUGGUUUCCACUAUGUCAGAUGGAUGGCGCUUUGAGCAGCUUGUGAACAUUGGCUCAUCCUAUAACUACGGCAGUGAGGAUCAGACAGAGUUCCUGUGUGUGGUCUCCAAAGAGCUGUACAGCUCCUCCAAUGGCUUGAGCUCUGAGCCCAGUCACAAAGCCAAGAGCACAGAGGAGGACCCGGAGGAGGAAGAGCAGGAGGUGGAGCAGGAGGCAGAGGCAGAAGCAGAAGCAGAGGAGAAAGCUGUUACAAGCCAGAGCUGGUCUGUGCCUGUGACGAGAAGGCAAAUGCAGAGCCACUGCCCUUUUCUGGGCCACCUGGACUGCUCAUGGGGUGCCCCACUGCUGGGUAUCUCCCUUCUUGGUAUCUUGUCGUCAGAGUGA
Molecule: messenger RNA, 840 nt
Organism: Mesitornis unicolor (brown roatelo)
Lineage: Eukaryota; Metazoa; Chordata; Aves; Mesitornithiformes; Mesitornithidae
Gene: KCTD17
Product: potassium channel tetramerization domain containing 17
Exons: 8
Coding region: 7-840 (277 amino acids)
Biological process (GO): protein homooligomerization; proteasome-mediated ubiquitin-dependent protein catabolic process
Cellular component (GO): Cul3-RING ubiquitin ligase complex; cytoplasm
Molecular function (GO): cullin family protein binding
Source: RefSeq, a predicted model, not a curated record